CAUUAACCUCAACCGACCUCCAUUAUGCAAGAUACAGUGGUAGAGCUCGCAGACGCUGCAGACCUGCCAUCCAUCGGCACCCUCCACGCCCGAGCCUACCAUCCAACGCGAGAAUGGCACCGCAGAAUAUUCCCCGCAUCCAUCGCGCCCUGGUGGGGAAAUAAAUAUGCCUUGGACAUCGCAGAUCCCAAUUGCUACGUUCUCAAGAUCUCAUCCAUCGAGGCUCCAACUACGGUUCUGGGACUCCUCGCCCUACGCAAAUACGAGGCCAAUCAAAAAGGCGCUGGACGAUGGACUUCUUGUCGUCCCCCACCCGAAGUGGACGGGCAAGCGUACGACGCCAUGAUCGAUUCUAUGGUUGAGUGUCGUGAGAAAUUCAUGUUUGGGCGUGUUCACCUCUGUAUUGAUCAUUUUGGGGUUGAUCAUGCGUAUCAGGGACGCGGGAUGGGGAAGAUGCUUAUGGGGAAGGCGUGUGAGAUUGCGGAUCGGGAGGGACUUGAUGUUUUUGUGCAGGCCAAUGAGUUUGCCGAAUCUUUUUAUCGGAAUUUUGGGUUUGAAACCGAGGAGAAGGUGGAGAUUCCUCCCGAUGGUGUUACGCAGUGCUUUCUUAUACGGCGAUCUAGGUAA
Molecule: messenger RNA, 627 nt
Organism: Penicillium brasilianum
Lineage: Eukaryota; Fungi; Ascomycota; Eurotiomycetes; Eurotiales; Aspergillaceae
Source: the annotation of a GenBank genome assembly